Messenger RNA from Chrysochloris asiatica (Cape golden mole), 1521 nucleotides. It is a transcript of the gene GCM2, whose product is annotated as glial cells missing homolog 2 (Drosophila). The coding region runs from base 1 to 1521 and encodes 506 amino acids. Gene Ontology annotation, biological process: regulation of transcription by RNA polymerase II; gliogenesis. The transcript has 5 exons. Gene Ontology annotation, cellular component: nucleus. Lineage: Eukaryota; Metazoa; Chordata; Mammalia; Afrosoricida; Chrysochloridae. The record is from RefSeq and is a predicted model, not a curated record. Gene Ontology annotation, molecular function: DNA-binding transcription activator activity, RNA polymerase II-specific; RNA polymerase II cis-regulatory region sequence-specific DNA binding.
AUGCCAACGGACACAGAGCAGAAGGCGGACUACCUAUGCUCCUAUGGGAUGAAGUUCAACUGGGACAUCAACGACCCACAGAUGCCGCAGGAGCCCACCCACUUUGAUCAUUUCUGUGAGUGGCCCGAUGGCUAUGUGCGUUUCAUCUACCGUGACGAUGAGAAGAAGGCGCAGCGCCACCUGAGCGGCUGGGCCAUGCGUAACACCAACAACCACAAUGGUCACAUCCUCAAGAAGUCGUGCCUGGGUGUGGUAUUAUGUGCACAGGCCUGUGCCCUGCCAGAUGGCUCCCGCCUGCAGCUACGGCCCGCCAUCUGUGACAAGGCCAGACUGAAACAGCAGAGGAAAGCAUGCCCCAACUGUAGCUCCUCUUUGGAGCUGAUUCCCUGCCGAGGGCACAGUGGAUAUCCUGUAACCAACUUUUGGCGGUUAGAUGGCAAUGCUAUAUUUUUUCAGGCCAAGGGAGUUCAUGACCACCCAAGACCAGAGAGUAAAUCAGAGACAGAAGCUAGAAGAAGUGCCUUCAAGAGACAAAUGGCCUCUUCUUACCAAGCCCAGAAGAAGAGAAUGAGAGAGCCUGAGUCAGAAGAGGGCCAAGACAACGAUGGACAUUUCAGUAACCUACCGCCUCUGGAAAAUGCAGAGCAGUUUGAUAUAAUGACUGACGUUGGCUUCCCUGUUUCAGGACACCCAUGCCUCUCCUACCCCAACUUGGAUGCUUUCAAAACUUCCUAUGACCUAGCCACCUUCCAAGGAGACAUAAUGCCACCCUUUCAAAAAUACCCAAACCCAAGAAUCUAUUUGCCUAGGUCACCUUGUAGCUAUGACUUGGCAGGCCCUGGGUACACACAUUCUAGCCCAUACCCCACCCUUUAUAAAGACUCCACCAGUAGCUCUAAUGACACAGACUGGGUUCAUCUCAACACGCUACAGUGUAAUGUCAAUUCCUACAGUAGUUACGGGAGAAGCUUCGAUUUCACCAGUCAGCAACAUGGAUGGAAGCCAGCCCUUGGAAAACCUGGCCUUGGAGAGAGGACUGACCAUGGACAGUUCCAGGCUAUGACCCCUUGUCCUUAUUAUAACCCAGAGCAUUCCUGCAGGUACCACAAGACUCCCUCCCCUGGUGCUCCAACCCUACAAACUGUGAUUACCACCACCACCAAAGUGUCCUACCAGGCCUAUCAGCCCCCUGCUCUGAAAUACAGCGAUACUGUGCAUGAGGGCAAGAGCCUUUCAAGCUGUAAUUAUGCUUCUGAAAACACCCCCAUAUCCAUCUAUGCAGAAGGCUUGGACUUUCCAGGUACAGUGACCAAGGAAGCCUCCCCAACAGGGUCACUUGCUUUGAAAAUUCCAGAAGAUUGCCAUACCCUCAGAUCCACACUGGCUCUUUCUCAGGAAUCAACUCCCUCCAGGGCAGACCCAGCAGAAACUUGGGCUAUGUAUCCAUCAGGGCUGGAGCCUGCGAUCAGUUACUCAAACGGAGUUGGUCAGUUAUUUAACUAUGACAAUGAGGACUUCUGA